AUUACCGGUUAUUGUUUCUAGCGUGCCAGCAGAAUUCAUUCUCCUUUACCUUCUAGAUACUUAAACAUCGUACAAGAUGCCGUAAGACGCUAGCACACUGUUCAGUCUUAAGUUGACUUUCACUUUGAUUGCGACGCUUUCACUCUGAGUUCAACAUUGCUUUCACUGUGAUGUACCCCUAGACAUCUAAAGAAGGAGAGAGCUCUUCCCAGUACUCUCUGUGCCACCAUCAACACCACCGUAGUUGCAACCUCACAUUACCAAGUGAACUCCAAAAAACACAACAGGUCAUUGCACUGCUGAUACUAGAGCAGAAUGUCUGCCGAUGACGAUGGUCUUGCUGAUGACGCCUGGUAUCACUCGGUCGAGAAUUUGCACACUCCACAUCGGAUCACUUACCCCAGUGCUGGGGCCUUCCAACAUCUACCACUUCGAAACACAAUCGCCGGGAUGCCAGAGCUUCCGCAUCGUAGUGCACACACGGUGUUCCUUCGCGAUCUGCCAGCACACUGCUACACGCUGCCCUUGACAACGCUGAACUUCACCAUCGUCGAGAUCCUCGUGUUCCUACCAAACUGGUUCAAGAAUAGGGCGAUCUGCGCACACCUAAUGAACAACGAUCUUAAUGCCAACGUGCAUUUCAUGAUCCUUGACGAACAUCGUGAAAAUCAGCUCACCAGCGAGCAGGAGCGGAACAAAGCUCGAAAGACGCUCACCGACGAGUAUCGCAAGACGAUGCGUACAAUGGUCGAGGGGUGGACCAAAGUAAAGCACACGGCGUCGCCUGACUGGGAUCCGACAACACUGUCGUUGGAUGGAUUCGAGCCAGACGACGUGCAACUCAAUGGAUAUCGUCGGCUACCCUCCAUUCCCCUCCGCGACCUGAUGCUCGGAGUGAAAAAAAUUCCGCAAGGUACCCAUGCUGGCGACCUAACGCGUGCAAUUCAAUUUUCGCUGGGAUCCCCACAGGACUACAUGUUCCCGGACGAUCUGGCAAGCAUCUUGGACUUCAUUGGUCGCACUCACAUCACGAUUGCGCAUACUGAUCGUCCUAUUAUCCGACACUAUGUUGAGAUGAAGUACUUGAAAGAUGAUGCGAAGAAGGUUGCUCCCACAUACAAUGUAGGCGCCCCUGUAAGCGCGCAGACCCAGUCGACUCAGAAUGCAUUCGGUGUGCUGAUACAAGACAAAUUACAGAACGAAGAGUAUUUCGUGACGGUAGGACAGAAAAUGGUAGCGCAGACGCCAAUUCAGCCGGCCAUUGAACACGGAGUACAUCAGCUACCACUUGGAAUCGAGAUAAGCAAAACCGAACAUCAAGCCAUCGACCAUCCAAUGCAUAUUAGCCAGGUCGGUCGUUCAAGCGAAGAAAUAGAGAUGGAGGAUCUACUGCUGGAACAUCUGGAUCACGGCGCUAUCCAGUUGUCAUCACUGUCAGAAAGCCCAGGUUAUGCUCCCGGCCAACUUCUGCGUGAAUGUAUCGAAGGAGACUUGGCGUUUGAUGGAACUCCGCUGGCACGAGCUGCUCGGUUCGCUCAGCGACCAGAUCAACUCAAUAUAGAUUGGCAUAUUGGCCAGACCCAGUGGCUUGUUUCGUUGCUGGAUGCUGCUCGACUUGAAGGAUCACCACAGGGGCUGUGAUCAUCCAAUCUGCGGGUGCGAUAGCGCGUCUUGGCAGCGAUAUGCAGCCAGCACCCUUCGUCUUUCGAAGUCCAUGGAACCUUUAGCGUCCUGAUUGUGAUUUCAAGUC
Messenger RNA from Boeremia exigua, 1750 nucleotides. RefSeq lists its product as uncharacterized. Bases 316 to 1641 code for a protein of 441 amino acids. The record is from RefSeq and is a predicted model, not a curated record. The transcript has a single exon. Lineage: Eukaryota; Fungi; Ascomycota; Dothideomycetes; Pleosporales; Didymellaceae.